AUGGAGGACAAGAAGAGCACCAGUAGGGAUGUGGUGUUCCAAGUUACUACCCGUGAGAAGACGGAUGAUGAGGACAGGGAGUACAUAAAGGUUACGCUCCCUCGCUUUAGUGGCGGAACAGCUAAGGACUGGCUGAAGUGGAGUCACCAGUUUACUCGCCUGUGCCAGCUGAAGAAGUGGCAAUCGGACGAAAAGGAUUUGCACUUGCAGUUGGUUUUAGAGGAUGAAGCUCUGGAAGCUUGGAUAACAGCUUCAGAUGACUUGGACAUGAACAGCGGGACGCAGUUCGCGAAGGCUUACAGACGCUGGGGGCGCAUGUACGUACCGCGCACCUACAGUGAACAGUUAGAGGAAGAGUUAUUCAUGUUUACCAAGCGAAGAAGUGAGACGGUAUCUCAGUGCAACCAGCGUAUGCGCGAGAUCGCGCGCAUGCUGCAUGACUUGCCUACGAACCCCAUGGUCCUGGAUGACAAGUCGAUGAUCCGGUAUUCUAAAAGGCCCAUACCAAAGGAGUGGAAACGUGCCUACGAGUACAGCGGCAUCGCUUUCAGCAGCAUGCCACAGACCGUGCAGUACUUUGAGCGGAUUGAGCAGUCCGAGCGACGACAAGGGAAGGAGCACGGAGGAGGAAAGCAGAAAACCGAUAAGUCAGGCAAACAAGGUGGCAAUUCCGGUAAAAGUGGCAAUAGUAAGGGGAAUAACAAGAACUUUAAGACUCCUGAAAAGAGUAGCCCAGACCCAAACGGGAAAUGGUGUAAGCUGCACAAUACUUCCUCGCACAGCGACAGUGAGUGCUUUACUCAAAAGAAGUAUGAGCAGAGUGGCAACCAGAAGUCGAAGUUGAAGAAGAAGACAGAGGCUGGUAAGUUGACUCGUGUGGUUGAAGCAGAGCCAGACUACAGCUACAGUGAUGAUAGUGAAGGCAAGAUGAUUACAAGCUUGAUGAAAGAGAGCUCGGUGAGUAGGCAGUCCGAUGCGGCUACGGAUGAGAUUGUCCAAGACGAAGGACGUCGGGUGGCACUGCUGGACACAGGAUGUGGCACGAGUUACAUCAACUCUAAGCUUCUGAGUGCGAACAAGAAGCUGGGUUUUCAGAAAACAUCGUCAUCGAUGCAAUUCGAAUAA
Phytophthora nicotianae INRA-310 is the source of this 1125-nucleotide messenger RNA. RefSeq lists its product as hypothetical. The transcript has a single exon. Bases 1 to 1125 code for a protein of 374 amino acids. The record is from RefSeq and is a predicted model, not a curated record. Lineage: Eukaryota; Oomycota; Peronosporomycetes; Peronosporales; Peronosporaceae.